AUGCGCUACUACAUGUGGGGUGACAAAUCCGACGAAGAGCUUGAUCUAGAAAGCUCUGGAGAUAUAUGUCUUCUUCAAAGAUACCGAUACGCUACCUUCACCGACGAAGAUAAUCCAUCCAUGUGCCCCAUUAACCUAAGGGGGCUAUUGCAGACAGAAGUUGCACUUCGGGAGAAUACUCAACGUGAGAUAGCCUUGAAAGAGAAAAUAGGGCAUCUCUCUAAGGAAGACACAUACGUGACUGUUCUUCAGGACUUACAGGAGGAAUUGUCGACACUUUCGACGGAAUAUUGGACCUUAGAACGACGUUGGUGGGAGAUUAGGUCUUCGUAUGACGACGGCCCGCUGACCAGAGGUAUCGAUUUCUGGCGCUCACAGCCAAAAUGGUACAUGCAUCAAGUACUUGUGGAAGAUUGCAUAGGGAGAGGAGGCUGUUGUGGCAGAGACUGUGGAUGCUGUUCUCAUCGCCAGUCAGAACGGAAAUUUGCAGUUGGUCAUUGUACCGUGGAAUGUUCUUGUUGCGAGAGAGCCCGGGGGUUUGCACUCGACCCUGAGCAGAAAUCCCAAAUCCGGGAGUCCUUCAAACUUGAUUACAAAUCUAUCCGUGCAUGGUAUUACAAUCGAAUAAAGACCGCUUCUCUGCUAGGGUUGAUGGCCGGUAGUUACGAAAACCCUUUGGAUCUCAUCGUUGACUUGCCGCCAAGAUAUGCAACUCCCUCUGAGGAAUCACAAGGGAGCAACUGGAAGAACUAUUUGCGGAGAUCUUCACGCUAA
This is a messenger RNA of Penicillium concentricum, 774 nucleotides long. RefSeq lists its product as uncharacterized. Bases 1 to 774 code for a protein of 257 amino acids. The transcript has a single exon. The record is from RefSeq and is a predicted model, not a curated record. Lineage: Eukaryota; Fungi; Ascomycota; Eurotiomycetes; Eurotiales; Aspergillaceae.